CAUCCCCCCGGGCGCCAUGGCCGAUCACCAUGCCUCUGAGCUGCCCCAGUCCCCUGGCUCGAUCACGUUGCCCAUUAUCGACGACCACGAGUAUCGGCUGAUCACCCUGGGCAACGGACUGCGGGCUCUGCUCGUCCAUGACGCCACCGCGGAGAAGGGGGCUGCCGCCUGCGACGUGCGGGUGGGCUCCCUGAGCGACCCCGACGACGUCCCCGGCCUGGCACACUUCACCGAGCACAUGCUGUUCUACAGCAGCCACAAGUACCCCGAGGAGGACGAGUACAGCAAGUUCAUCGCUGAGCACGGCGGCCACACCAACGCCUACACCGCGGCAGAGUCCACCAACUACCACUUUGAUUGCAACUGGGAUGCGCUGGAGCCGGCCUUGGACAGGUUUGCCCAGUUCUUCAUCAGCCCACUCAUCUCCGCUGAUGGGGUGGACCGCGAGGCGAAUGCGGUGGACUCGGAGCACGGCAAGAACCUGAACAGCGACCCCUGGCGCAAGCUGCAGCUGUGGAAGGCAGUCGCCAACCCGGCUCACCCCUUCUCCAGGUUCAGCACCGGCAGCUUUGACACGCUGAUCACGCAGCCCAAGCAGGCGGGCACCGAUCCACACGAGAGGGUGCGGCGCUUCCAUCAGGAGCACUAUUCUGCAGGGCUGAUGCGGCUGGUGGUGGUCAGCAGGCACACGCUUGAUGAGCUGGAGUCGCUUGUGCGGGACAAGUUUGCUGCGGUACCGGAUGGCGGCCUGGCACCACCCACCUUCUCGCCGGAUGCCGUAGCCCCCGACCAGGGCGGGCUGCUCAUCCGCAUGGUACCGCAGCGGGACGGGCACAGCCUCGAGCUGCAGGCAAGCCUGGGAGGGCGGGCCAGGGCGGCGGGGUGGUGGGGCGAGUGGCCCACCGUGGCGGAGCAGCAGCACUACCGACAGGCGCCCUCCCACUACGUCUCGCACCUGCUGGGGCACGAGGGCGAGGGCUCGGCGUUUGCGCUGCUCAAGGCGCGGGGAUGGGCCACGGGGCUGGUGGCGGGCGAGGCGGGCACCAGCUACAGCGGGCGCAGCUUCUUCAUGUGCCGCAUUGACCUGACUGAUGAAGGCCACCUCGCACGCGGCGCUGGCCGCGGGUCGUCAAGCGUUUUCAGGUGGGCCAGCGGCCUGCCUGCCGGAGAGAAGCGGCGGGGCUGCUCCACCACCCUGCCUGCAGACAUGCGGUUCAACUACCGAGACAAGCAGCCGCCCUACUCCUAUGCAUCCAGCCUGUCGCAAGCCAUGCAGGUGUACAGCGAUGCCGACCUGCUGCUGGGCGCCUACAGCGUACCGCUGGAGUACGACCCAGACCUCAUCAGACAGGUGGUGGCUGACCUGACCCCCGACAAGGCACGCGUGCUGUGGUCAAGCAAGAGCCUCGAGGCAAGCUCCCGCACUCUGCUGCUGCGUUGCUGGUGGCUGUGGCAGGGCCGCUGCUGCUGCAUGCUGCAGCUGUCAGAGUGGCGGGAGGAGGCGCCCCUGCCGGAGCUGCACCUGCCGCGCCCCAACCCAUACAUCCCCAAACAGUUUGGGUUGGUGGAGGACGGCGCGCCGCACCCUGCGCUCAUCCACGCCACCCCCAUGGUGCGGCUCUGGCACAAGCCUGACCCAAGCUUCAAGGUGCCCAAGGCGUCGUAUGUGUCCCCCGAGGCGGCGGUGCUGACCCAGCUCUUUGCCAAGCUGCUCAACGACUACCUCAGCGAGGUCACGUAUGAUGCCGACCUGGCUGGCCUGCACUAUGGCGUGCGUGCCACCACCGCCGGCUUGCUGCUGUCCGUGUACGGCUACUCCGACACGCUUGCCACGCUGGCACAGACGGUACUGGGCAAGGUACUGGGCUUCCAGGUGCUGCCGGAUCGCUUCCAGGUGGUGAAGGAGAAGGCGGCCAAGGAUUUCCACAACAUGAGGUACGACCAGCCCUACCAGUACGCCCUGUACUGCCUGGGUGUGGCCUGCGAGGAGCGGCGCUGGCACGUGGCCGACUACGAGGCGGCGCUGCCUGGGCUGGCGGCACAGCAGCUGGAGGCCUUCUACCCCCGCCUCUUGAGCCGCUGCGAGGCCGAGCUGCUGGCGGGCGGCAACAUGAGCGCCGCCGCCGCCACGCAGUUUGCGCAGGGGCUGGAGCGGCAGCUGCGGGACAGGUGGGGCCUGGUGUGUUCUGCCUGCUGUACUGCCGCUGUGCUGCUGCCCGCGCAGCGCGUGGUGCGGCUGCCGCGGGGGCGACCCGCGCUGCUGGCGCAGCCCGGCCCCAACCCCGCCAACGACAACAGCGCCGUGGCUGUGUCCUUCCAGGUGGGGCCGGACGACAUGCGCCGCAACGCGCUGGCCGAGCUGGUGACGGCAAUCGGAAAGCGCGACGCCUUCCACCAGCUGCGCACCGUGGAGCAGCUGGGGUGGGUGCGGGCAUGGCUGCCUGCUGUGCCUGCUGUGCCCGCUGUGGUGGGUUCCACCGCCCACGCCGCCGCCUACCUGGAGCAGCGCAUCGAGGCCUUCCUGCCCAUGCUGGCGGCUCGCCUGGCGGACAUGCCCGCCCCCGAGUUCUCCCAGCACGUGGAGGAGCUGGCCAAGAGCAAGGCGGAGCGGCCCAAGCGGCUGCGCGAGGCGGCUGCGCGAGACUGGAGCGAGGUGGAGCAGGGCAGCCUCAGGUUCGACCGGAUCGAUGCUGAGGUGGCGGCGCUGCGCGCGCUGAGCCAGCUGGAGGUGGUCGCCUUCUAUAGGGAACAUGUGCUGGAGGUGGGCAGCCGGCGCAAGCUGAGCGUGCAUAUGGAGGGCAGCCGGGCGGCGGAGGCGGGGGCAGCGGGCAGUGCGGCGCCUGCGGCCGAGGGCUCCGGCGGCGGAGCCACUGCCGAUUUGGCUGCAGCUGAUGCGCCAGGGGAGGUGCCGGCGGGUGCAGGCCCAGAGGGGCCGGCCGUGGAGCGGAUAGGCGACCUGGCGGCCUGGAAGCGGCGGCAGCAGCUGUACGGCAGCCUCAAGUAAUUUUGCUUGCCACUGGCGGCGGGUUCAUUCUUUUGACUGUCUGUGAGUGAGUCUGGUUGACUCCGAAAGA
This is a messenger RNA of Chlorella variabilis, 3074 nucleotides long. RefSeq lists its product as hypothetical. Gene Ontology annotation, molecular function: metalloendopeptidase activity; metal ion binding. Gene Ontology annotation, cellular component: mitochondrion; cytosol. Lineage: Eukaryota; Viridiplantae; Chlorophyta; Trebouxiophyceae; Chlorellales; Chlorellaceae. Gene Ontology annotation, biological process: peptide catabolic process. The record is from RefSeq and is a predicted model, not a curated record. Bases 17 to 3004 code for a protein of 995 amino acids. The transcript is spliced from 27 exons.